AUGAUUGGAGCCGGCGCGAGAAAAUCCGUGACGCAGGGCGUGCUCGUCGCCCUCGUUGCUUUCGUGUGCGUCGGUGCCGCCCAGGCCUCGAGAAAUCUGGAACCAAAUACAUGCGUGCUAGCAAAUAAUGGCGCUCAACUUAGCCUAGAGAAUCAGACACGCCUGGCACUUUCUGUCACGCAGGCUGGCCAGCAAAUUACUUUCACAUGCCCCGAUGGUGCACCCCUCGACCCGUCCAGGGCCACUGUGGCGGGUCGGUACUACGCGGCGUCUGCUGACGGCAAGUGCCUGUCGUCACAGAACACACUGACACUGGGGAACCAAGUCCCUGGCGCCUACGUGAGUAUGGUCAAAGGCACCGGCAUAACCGCUACAACGUACGCGUUGUUCGUGCCCGUGCUGCCCCCGACGGCACAGACGCUCUGCUUCUUGUGCUCAGGCAAAGCAAACCACAAGCAAGACUGCCCCAUCGUCGUCGACGUCGCUGCACGGAAAGCUGUCCGCUCCAGUGAAGGCAAGUCUUUCUUCCAGGAGCAUAUCUGCGACGGAGAAGGCGAGAAGCAUAUUUCUGUCGUGGAGCCGCAGGCACUCACUUUGCAGUGCGGCACAAAGACUCCAACAUUGGAUCCCACUGUCAAGUUGGCUCAAGUGUACACCGGAGCGGACUGCAGUGGCAAGGCUACGCUCGCGACCGAGAUCAGCGGUGCGACUCUGGAAGAAGCCAAGUCGAAGCCAGAAGAGCAGAACCAACGAACGCAGACGGGCUACGUUCUUACUGUGACACAGAUGCCAGAAACCACGAAGCAAAUCUGUCUCAAAUGCAUCGGCACCGAUUCUCCCACACCGAAAGAGACAUGCACCUUCAAAAUCGCCGUCGGCAAAAACGGGGGAUCAGCGAGUGCAGGGUUCGGCCUGUCCGCUGUCACUGGCGUUGCUGUUAGUGUGUUUGUCUUGGCCACCGCCUCGCUGAUUCAGUAG
This is a messenger RNA of Neospora caninum, 978 nucleotides long. RefSeq names its product SRS domain-containing protein. NCBI's taxonomy places the organism in Eukaryota, Apicomplexa, Conoidasida, Eucoccidiorida, Sarcocystidae. The record is from RefSeq and is a predicted model, not a curated record. The transcript is spliced from 2 exons. Gene Ontology annotation, cellular component: membrane. The coding region runs from base 1 to 978 and encodes 325 amino acids.